AUGGCUAUUCACAGAAUAGUUGCAGUAUCUAGGACUAUAGUGCAACAAACCUCGAGCACAUUAAUAAAGGCAAACAUCCGGCAAAUCUAUAAAUACAGUUCCAGAUUUGCCCCAGUCAACCAUCCUAAACAGACAAAAGCACUGAAAACUGAAAAGGAGAAAGUGAGAAUGUAUAUUGUCCAACGAUACAUAGAUUAUGUAAAUAAUUACACUACAUUACUAGAGAAGAGAUUCCCUACAGCUGUUAAAAUGUACAGAGUUUUCAGUAUAGGUAUUAAAGACUUUCUCAGUGAUCUUAAAACCUACAUAACAUUAAGGUUGAAAAUAACAAAGGAUAAAGGAUUCUCGAACAUGAGUCGCAAGGAUAUAGAACUGUUCCAAAAAAUGCCUGCCGAUAUGUGGAGAAUAGCUCCUGUGCUAUUUCUAUCAGCAAUACCAUUUGGGAAUUACAUUAUAUUUCCUUUAGCGUUUUUAAAGCCAAAAUCUCUUUUGUGUUCGCACUUCUGGUCGAUACAACAACGUGCAGAAUUCUCAGUGCAAGAUCUUAGAGACCGUCUCAGAAACAAUAAGCCCGUAUUUAGAGCACUUCAAGCUAAAUUGGACUUUAUACCUGAUGGGGACACUAAAGAAAAGUGGAGACGAGUUUUAGCGUUGCUUGGAUCUGGUGUACAUCCCACCGUGAAGGAUGUUCUUGAAUGUAAAGAUCUGUUUGUAAAACAACCAUAUCAGUUAACAGAUUUAACUUAUUCACAUAUGGGCUAUCUCCUCAAAAUGCAUGGUCUAAGGAAAGGCAUAUUCAGAAAAAACAAACUUAAAUUUAGAGCAUUUCUUCUCAUUGAAAUGGAUAAAGCUAUAGUAAGAGAAGGUGGUGUUGAAAACCUCAACACGGAGAGCUUACGGAAUGCCUGCCUCAUCCGAGGUUUGAACAGCAUGCAUCUCACAAAUCAAGAUAUGAGAGAAUGGCUUCAAAACUGGAUACAAGUAUCUCAAAAUGUAGAUAAGAACAGUUACUCUCUAGUAUUACAUUGUCCUAUAUUCUUUGCAUACAACCAUUCACAGAAUUGGGUGUUGAUCUAUUAA
Hyposmocoma kahamanoa is the source of this 1080-nucleotide messenger RNA. RefSeq names its product LETM1 domain-containing protein 1. Gene Ontology annotation, molecular function: ribosome binding. The transcript has 4 exons. Gene Ontology annotation, biological process: intracellular monoatomic cation homeostasis. Lineage: Eukaryota; Metazoa; Arthropoda; Insecta; Lepidoptera; Cosmopterigidae. Gene Ontology annotation, cellular component: mitochondrial inner membrane. The record is from RefSeq and is a predicted model, not a curated record. The coding region runs from base 1 to 1080 and encodes 359 amino acids.